Pygocentrus nattereri (red-bellied piranha) is the source of this 4010-nucleotide messenger RNA. It is a transcript of the gene ezh2, whose product is annotated as enhancer of zeste 2 polycomb repressive complex 2 subunit. The transcript is spliced from 20 exons. The record is from RefSeq and is a predicted model, not a curated record. Gene Ontology annotation, molecular function: protein binding; histone H3K27 methyltransferase activity. Gene Ontology annotation, biological process: chromatin remodeling. Bases 389 to 2674 code for a protein of 761 amino acids. NCBI's taxonomy places the organism in Eukaryota, Metazoa, Chordata, Actinopteri, Characiformes, Serrasalmidae.
GGUUGUGCAGUAGGCGGAGAGAGGACCUCGGAGAGCGGGCAGAGUUAGAGCGGGAAUACCGGCGAUUAUUUGACAAAAAACGGACUUAAUUGAACCGAAGCCCUGGUUCAGUUUGAAGUCGUGAGUGUGAGGAUAUCGGACUGGUUCAGAGCCGGCGAAAGGAAGCGGUUAGUUUUUGUUUAUCAACCCGAGUUGGCUUGUCAGCUAACCGGUAUCGGUUAAAAAAGAAAGAAAGCGCCUCCCUUCAGUGUUAGCGGAGUUAGCGUUAGCGUUAGCUAUAGCUUCAGCUUCAGCUUCAUUUCUCAUCCGCUCCUGGUCGUUUACGAUUUCUGACAGAAAACAAAAAUAUCACUUUAUUUAAUGUGGACUGGACUCCUGCAGGGAAACCAUGGGCUUGACAGGGAAGAAACUGGAGAAAGGCCCAGUGUGCUGGAGGAAGAGAGUGAAGUCUGUUUACAUGCGGCUCCGACAGCUGAAACGCUUCAGGAGAGCUGAUGAGGUGAAGAGUAUGUUCAACUCCAACAGACAGAAGAUUCUGGAGCGCACUGAUAUUCUGAAUCAAGAGUGGAAACUGCGGCGAAUUCAGCCUGUGCAUAUCAUGACACCUGUGAGCUCCUUACGUGGAACAAGAGAGUGCACGGUUGACAGUGGCUUCACAGAGUUCUCCAAACAAGUCAUUCCCCUCAAAACACUGAAUGCUGUAGCAUCUGUACCUGUGAUGUAUUCAUGGUCCCCUCUCCAACAAAAUUUUAUGGUUGAAGAUGAGACGGUUUUACACAACAUCCCUUACAUGGGAGAUGAAAUCCUAGACCAAGAUGGCACAUUUAUUGAAGAGCUUAUUAAGAACUAUGAUGGAAAAGUCCAUGGAGAUAGAGAAUGUGGCUUUAUAAAUGAUGAGAUUUUUGUGGAGUUGGUGAAUGCGCUGAACCAGUACAGUGACAAUGAAGAUGACGAUGAUGAAGAGGAUCAACAUGAUUAUAAACUGGAAAAGAUGGAUGUCUGUGAUGGGAAGGAUGAUGCUGAUGAUUCUCGCAAGGACCUUCUCAACUCCGAGAGUCGAGGCAAUGACUGCUCUAAAAAGUUCCCCUCUGAUAAAAUCUUCGAAGCCAUCUCCUCUAUGUUUCCUGAUAAAGGUUCACCAGAAGAACUCAAAGAGAAGUAUAAGGAGCUCACUGAGCAGCAGCUCCCUGGAGCGCUCCCCCCUGAGUGCACCCCCAACAUUGACGGACCAAACGCUAAGUCAGUACAGAGAGAACAGAGUCUACACUCUUUCCACACCCUCUUCUGCAGGCGCUGCUUCAAAUAUGACUGCUUCCUUCACCCUUUCCAUGCAACUCCAAACACAUACAAACGAAAGAACAUGGAGAACAUGGUGGACAGCAAACCAUGUGGCAUUGACUGCUAUAUGUAUCUGGUUCAGGAUGGCAUAGUGAGAGAGUACCCAGCUGGUGUCGUAGCCGAACGAGUGAAGACUCCACUGAAGCGUUCAGUUGGAAGACGUAGGGGCAGGAUCCCCAAUAGCAACAGUAGGCCGAGCACUCCCACUGUCAGCGCCGAGACUAAAGACACCGACAGCGACAGAGAGGGAGGCACAGACAGCAACGACUGCAUUGACAAAGAUGAUGAUGACAAGAAGGAUGAAACUACCAGUUCCUCAGAGGCAAAUUCACGCUGCCAGACUCCAGUGAAGCUGAAGAUGAGCUCAGAACCUCCUGAGAAUGUAGACUGGAGUGGAGCUGAGGCUUCUCUCUUCAGAGUGCUUAUCGGAACUUACUACGACAACUUCUGCGCCAUCGCUCGACUCAUUGGCACAAAGACCUGCAGACAGGUCUAUGAAUUCAGGGUAAAGGAAUCCAGCAUCAUUGCACGUGCCCCUGCAGAAGAUGAAGACACACCUCCAAGGAAGAAGAAGCGGAAACAUAGACUGUGGGCCACUCACUGUCGAAAGAUUCAGCUGAAGAAAGAUGGCUCCUCCAAUCACGUGUACAACUACCAACCAUGUGACCAUCCAAGGCAGCCAUGUGACAGCUCCUGCCCGUGCGUCACUGCCCAAAACUUCUGUGAGAAAUUCUGUCAGUGCAGCUCAGAGUGUCAGAACCGGUUCCCAGGCUGCCGCUGUAAGGCCCAGUGCAACACCAAGCAGUGUCCGUGUUAUCUGGCUGUCCGUGAGUGUGACCCAGACCUGUGCCUCACCUGUGGAGCUGCAGAUCACUGGGACAGCAAAAAUGUCUCCUGCAAGAACUGCAGCAUCCAAAGAGGAGCAAAGAAGCACUUACUGUUGGCACCAUCUGAUGUAGCAGGAUGGGGCAUUUUUAUUAAAGAGCCAGUUCAGAAGAAUGAGUUCAUCUCGGAGUACUGUGGAGAGAUAAUCUCCCAGGAUGAGGCAGAUCGCAGAGGCAAGGUCUAUGACAAAUACAUGUGCAGUUUCUUGUUUAAUCUGAACAACGAUUUUGUUGUUGAUGCAACAAGGAAAGGCAAUAAGAUCAGGUUUGCCAACCACUCUGUGAACCCCAACUGCUAUGCAAAAGUUAUGAUGGUUAAUGGGGAUCACAGAAUAGGCAUUUUUGCCAAGAGAGCCAUACAAACUGGGGAGGAGCUUUUCUUUGACUACAGAUACAGUCAAGCAGAUGCUCUAAAGUAUGUGGGCAUUGAGCGUGAAAUGGAAAUUCCAUGAAGCCAUCUACCUCUGGAACAAAUGCCUUACACUCUUCAGGAAUUUUCACUCCACAUGCAUUUCCAAUACGUUUUCAUAUACUGGGUUUUAUAGGAUAAGGGUAUCUACUUGGAAAUUUUUUGCAGUUUUUUUUAGAUUUCAACCUUUUUCUGUCUUUUUUUUUUUUUUUUUUUUUUUUCCCCUUUUCCUCUAUCAACAGGCUUACUCUGGGAUUCACUUUUUGACAGUAACUUGAACAUUCACACUUGUUUACAGCUUAAAGUUUAGUAGGGGGUUUUGGAUGGGUGUCUUAUGGGCCAUUGUUUUCCCGAUAUUCUUGGACUUUUUUUUUUUUUUUUUUUUUUUUUUUUUUAAAAUUACAAGUAUUUUUGGACCAAAUUCACAGUAAAAGACAGGCUGUGUUCAUAUAAUGCAUUUGUUCUAUCACAAUAUUGACCUAUUUUGAGAUUUCAGAUCUGUGUGAAAACCAAAGUCACUUUCUCUGCUUGCAUGUCAUCUCACAGGCAUCUCUAUACAGAGAUAUUACAUACUUUCUGGAGUGCCAGUGCAUCCAGUUGCUGUAAAAUAUAUAUAUAUACAUAAAUAUAUAUAUAUAUAUAAAAAAAAAUUUAAAUAUGAGAAAAAAAAUGCAGAAAAAAAUGUGGAGGGUAGAUUCAAUAUCUAACUUGCGGUGCCUUGAAAUUCCAACACUGACUUGUUUAUUCGGUUACAUGUCCGAAAAUGUCCAUAAAUGUGUACCGAAUUUGUUGUAUGCAUGAACAAAGAUUUCAAAUGGAGUAGAAAUCAGGGAACUUUUCAGUGUUUAAUAUUAUUUUUUGCAAUCUCCAGAGUCUUUUCACGAUGGCAAAGGUGAGCAGCUUUCAGCUAGACCUGACACUGUAGGAAGGAGAAUCUGGACCGUCGCUAAGGUCUUCCUCCACCUGUACUGUUAACUAUGGAGCGAUACAAUCAGAUCUAGUGUGAGAAUGCUUAUGAACCAUGAUGAAAUCAAAGCAAUACGACCAGCCUUGAGUCAUGUUCAUGAGAUCUUAAACUGUUCGUAUUUAUUUGACCAGACUCUGUAAACAGUUUUUGCUAUUAUAAUUUAUUGACCUGUCCUUUGCUGUGAUCUGCCAGAUAAACACGAUAGGUUACUUAUUGUGAGUUAGAUAGCUGUUCACCAAUUUGUUUCUCCUUGGAAACAUUUGUUCUAGCAUUUUGUCCUUAUUUCCCUGUGGGUUUGUGACCACUCCCGUUUCUUUUUCUGCCUCUGAGCGUAUAAGGUGCUGAUUUGUAAUGUUUACAGGGAAUAUUGUUGAAAGUAAUAAAAUUAAAAUAAAUGUUAGUGUUACAUUCA